UUCUGGACUUUGGAGUACCUGAUGGCCCUUGUAGAUGCUGAGAUCCAGGACUUGCCACGCUAACCAGGACCGGAAGCAGCAUCUGGCCCAGCGGCUGAGGUUUUCAGCGGCCCGGCUAUGCACAGCUGAGUGGGCGAGCAAGAGACGGUCCUUCAGUGCCCUUUGGGUCGGUGCGCCUCUUUUCUUCUAGGUUGUGCCCAGCCAGCCGAUCAAAAUAGAGUCCUUCAAGGUGAAAGUUGACUUUCUGAAGGUGCCCCUCGGCCUAAAGAAGCCGACUCUGAAGGAGGCUGCGGCUGCCUUGGUGGCUGUCCCAGGGCCCGCCAGAUCCAAGUCCAUCAACGUGGAUCGCUACAAGGGUCGGCGUUCGGACAACAUGGACAACGAAUCGCAAUAUUCAGGGUACUCUUAUAAAUCGGGGCACUCGCGCAGCUCCCGGAAGCCCAGAGACCGCCGAGAGCGGCAUCGCUCCAAGAGUCGAGAUGGGAGCCGGGGAGACAAGUCGGUCACCAUCCAGGCUCCCGGAGAGCCCCUGCUGGACAACGAAUCGACCCGAGGGGACGAAAGGGACGACAACUGGGGCGAGACGACCACGGUGGUGACCGGCACAUCGGAGCACAGCAUUUCCCACGAUGACAUCACGCGCAUCACCAAGGACAUGGAGGACAGCGCCCACCUGGACUGCUCCCGCCACCUGGGGGUCUCGCUGGCGGGGGCCCUGGCCCUGCUCUCCUUCCUGACCCCCAUCGCCUUCAUGCUGCUGCCCCAGCUGCUGUGGGGGGAGCAGCUGAGCCCCUGCGGGACCCCCUGCGAGGGCCUCUUCAUCUCGGUGGCCUUCAAGCUGCUGAUCCUCCUGCUGGGCAGCUGGGCCCUCUUCUUCCGCCGCCCCAAGGCCUUCCUGCCCCGCAUCUUCGUCUUCCGGGCCCUCCUGAUGGUGCUGGUCUUCCUCCUGGUGGCCUCCUACUGGCUCUUCUACGGCGUCCGCAUCCUGGAUUCCCGCGACACCAACUACCAGGGCAUCGUCCAGUACGCCGUCUCGCUGGUGGACGCCCUGCUCUUCGUCCACUACUUGGCUGUAGUCUUGCUGGAACUGCGCCAGCUGCAGCCCCACUUCACUCUCAAGGUGGUGCGCUCCACCGACGGGGCCAGCCGCUUCUACAACGUGGGGCACCUCAGAAAACACAACCAACAACUCCACCAGCCAAUCGCGGGCUGUUAUUGCCGCAGCUGCCCGGAGGCGGGACAACAGCCACAACGAGUACUACUACGAGGAAGCAGAACACGAGCGCCGGGUGCGAAAGAGGAGAGCCAGGUUGGUGGUGGCUGUGGAAGAGGCCUUCACACACAUCAAGCGGCUCCAGGAGGAGGACCAGAAGAACCCCCGGGAGAUCAUGGACCCCAGGGAGGCCGCCCAGGCCAUCUUCGCCUCCAUGGCCCGAGCCAUGCAGAAGUACCUGCGCACCACCAAACAGCAGCCCUACCACACGAUGGAGAGCAUCCUUCAGCACCUGGAGUUCUGCAUCACUCACGACAUGACGCCCAAG
Molecule: messenger RNA, 1541 nt
Organism: Thamnophis sirtalis
Lineage: Eukaryota; Metazoa; Chordata; Lepidosauria; Squamata; Natricidae
Source: RefSeq, a predicted model, not a curated record